Labrus mixtus (cuckoo wrasse) is the source of this 2687-nucleotide messenger RNA. RefSeq names its product UDP-glucuronosyltransferase 2C1-like. Gene Ontology annotation, molecular function: UDP-glycosyltransferase activity. The record is from RefSeq and is a predicted model, not a curated record. NCBI's taxonomy places the organism in Eukaryota, Metazoa, Chordata, Actinopteri, Labriformes, Labridae. The transcript is spliced from 2 exons. Bases 144 to 1724 code for a protein of 526 amino acids.
CUCUGAACUUUGAUCCCGUUAGCUCAGUACCAACGCCCUCCGAGCUGCUCUGACUGUCAGAGCUGCACGACAGUCAGACGGCCGAGUGCUGCGAGGAGGAACAAACAACCAGCUCAUUUUGACACAGCUUGGAAGCUCUCGAGAUGUACCAACAGACCUUCGUGGCACUUGCGGUGCUGCUCUGCGCUACACACUUGGUGAAUGGAGGGAAAGUCCUGGUGUUCCCUUUGGAUGGAAGCCACUGGGUCAACAUGAAAGUCCUUAUUGAGGAGCUGCACUCCAGAGGCCAUGAGAUCACAGUGAUGCGAUCUAUGGACAGCUGGUACAUCAAGUCAGAGUCCCCUUACUACAAGUCCAUUACGAUUAAUUCCACUUCUGGAUUUAAUGAGGAACAAUUCGGAGAAUUUGUAACCACAAUGAUCAACAUGCAACGGGGCGGUGCUUCCCUGUGGGCACGUUUAUCUUUGGAGUAUGAACUGAUGGAGCAGUUCUAUCAGAUGCAUAAGGACCUGGUUCAGAUGACGGGGGAUAUUUUUGAAAAUGCCAAACUGAUGCAGAGCCUUCGGGAUGCCAAAUAUGAUUUGGUUCUAACAGAUCCUGGAAUUGGUUCAGGGGUGCUACUGGGUCACCGUUUGGGUCUUCCACUUGUCUUGAAUGUUAGGUGGACUAUCCAGGGGGAGGGGCAUCUUGCAAUUGCACCCACACCACUCUCCUAUGUCCCAAUACCAUUGGCUGAGCUGACUGACAAGAUGACAUUCAUGCAGCGGGUCAAAAACAUGCUGAUCUUUCUUUUUACACGUUUACAAAUCUGGUAUGUCACAGAUCCAAACUACAUCCCAUUCGUCCAUCGUUACUUUGGAAAGGACGUACAUUACAUGGAGCUGUUUCAGGCAGCAGACAUCUGGCUGAUGAGGACUGAUUUUAUCUUUGAGUUCCCACGACCCACAAUGCCAAACAUCGUCUACAUGGCAGGAUUUCAGUGCAAACCCUCCAAACCCCUGUCUAAAGAACUAGAGGACUUUGUCCAGAGCUCAGGUGAACAUGGUGUCAUCAUUAUGACAUUGGGAACCCUGGUGGAAAAACUUCCCGAGGACAUCACAGAGGACAUUGCUGCUGCUUUUGCCCAACUUCCCCAGAAGGUGAUCUGGAGGCACAAAGGCAAAAGACCAUCCACUCUUGGCAACAACACCUUAAUGAUGGACUGGCUGCCUCAAAAUGAUCUCCUGGGUCAUCCAAAGACCAGAGCCUUUGUCGCCCAUGGAGGCACCAACGGAGUGCAGGAGGCCAUCUACCAUGGUGUUCCUCUUGUUGGCCUGCCUCUCAUGUUCGACCAGAAGGACAAUUUCUUCAGGAUGAAAGUAAGAGGUGUUGCCAAAGUUCUGGACAUUGCAACUGUGAACAAGGACAACUUCCUGGAGGCUGUUAAGGAGGUACUCCAUGAUCCCUCCUACAGCGAGAAGAUGAAGACAAUGUCUAACCUGCACAGGGAUCAGCCAAUGAAACCACUGGACCGUGCCAUGUUCUGGAUUGAGUUUGUCAUGAGGCACAAAGGAGCGCGGCAUCUGAGGACAGAGUCCUACAAAAUGUCCAAGAUCCAGUACUAUUCAAUUGAUGUGGUGGCGUUUCUAAUAGGAAUCAUAUUGCUCAUAUUGACAGUUUGUAUGUCUACAGUAAAGUUUUUGUGGCGGAGAGUGUUUUGUAGAAGCAAAGCUAAAAAGGAAUGAUAAACUUUAUGCCUUUUAUUCAUGUCAUAUUUUCUUACAAAGACCUAAUUAACAUUUACACUUUUUUGGUACCCUUCUGUUGGGGUCCCAAGGAUACCGAUCCCACCCUAAAGGGUCCCUUUGUUUACUGCGUCCCUGUUCUUCUUCUUGAUCGUUGAACUUAAUUAAUAGUGGGCUACACUGUGUUGGGCUGCUAUGAUGUCACACUAUUACAUGAUGAUACGGCUAUCUCCAUCUGGCUUACACUCCACUCAUCAGAUAAGGGUUCAGCUGGCUGUGGAAACAAGUUCAGUGUUUACCGUACCGAACUGAACCAAACUGAACUGGGGCUCUACAAACUUCACAUUCUCUGCUGAUAGUUCAUGUUUCGGAGUUGUUGUCUGUGUGCUUCCAUUAGUGUUUGUUGUUUCAUAUCUUAACUUUAAAUGAUUUAAAGCCUUAUUUAGAAAAUCUUUACUAAAGUGCAUUUAGUUGAUAGCCAGGUUUUUCAAAGGGAACGGAGGGGCAGUAAGGGACAAGGGAAAGAAAAUGUCUCUCAUAAACACCUGUUCAGACACAACAAUAAAGAAAAUAACAUGAUUCUUCUGAUUGUCUGUCACUGGGGCUUGCAGAUGAUUGAAUAUUGUGUCACGAAUAUGGAUUUGGUGUUCUAGUUUUAUCACUAGUCAAGUUUAAUGCUGUUAGUUUAAAAAUGUAAAAAAUGAGAUGUUUAAUAUUCUUAAUAAAGUUAUGUGUUUAAUAGAGCAGCCUUGUGAGAACUGUUUCUGGGUUAUCCAUCCAUUUUCUUUUAUCGUUUUAUUCCCAUUCGGGGUUUCGGGGGGCUGGAAUUCAGGGGUAACAGUUUGUUCCAAAUAGUGCUGUUAAGAUCUUCCUGUCAUAGUAAGUACAGCCUGUUUCUAUGAAACAACGCAACACCUUUAAGUUUUAUCUAAUACAAGACAAAAUAAAUGAUAUGCCAUUGGA